AACGGGAAUGGGCCCAAGCUUUUUGUUUGCGCUGGCAUCGCGUGAAACAGUUGCAAGCCUUUGAACGAUCAGCGACGACGCUAAAAACUUUUGCGCGGAUAUAUUUUGUUUCUUAGUGCAGACGCCUCCUUCUCGCCAACGUCGCCGCCGACGCCUGUGCAAACAUCAACAACAACAACCAAAAACAACUACAAACACAUACAGUUUUACAGUGCGUCAUAGUCAAUUUGAAUAACACUUCUGUUUUUUCUGUUGUAAGUUGGACCACGCGGUUUAUUGUUUUGCUUCAGUUAAAACUAUAUUCUAAUCGCUUCCAUUUUCUUUGAGCCGAAAGCUGUGAAUCGACAAACAAAAGAAUUUGGCGCUUGCGCCUUAAUCAAUUUGGCAAAUCAAACAGCGAGGUGAAAUUACAGAACCCGUGACAGUGAAAGUAGCAGAAGUAUUUUCAGCAUAAAAAUCAUAAAAAUCCUUUUAUCAGUCAAAUCCGCAUCAGUUGCAACAAUAAUCUGCUUCUCAAGUAACAGUGAAAAGUGCAUUUAAGCAGUUUGAAUCCUUAUAAAAAUCUUUUUUGUUGCAUAUUUUUUAUUGUUUGCGACUAGCAAGCGUGUUUCUGUGUUUUUAAUGAAAGUGUCUUUAGACAGCAGCAGCAGUUUUAACGACAUUUUUAACAGGAAGGCUUAGUAGCUACUAAGAAGCAACUUUGUUUAUGUGCUUUGUUUGGAAUAAUCUAGUUUCCAGCCUUCAAAAACAAAAAAAGCAAAUACAAUUGCUGUACGCCUCAAAAUUACAACGCCAACAAAAAGAACGGAAGCAGCAGCAGCAACUGCAGCAGCAGAAGCUAAAAUGCUAACGGACAUGACACCGACCGCCGGUCAAUUGUAUGGCUCGCAGAUUCCAGCUAUGGCGGGCAUGAACAUUACUAACAUAGCGACACAUUUGCAGAAGCCGCAAGUAAAUCCGGAUCAUCCCAGCUUAAGAGGUACUCCGCUAGCCAUGCUGGCCGCCCAGUGCAAUAAGCUGUCGAACAAAUCACCACCGCCGCUAGCUGAUGCGGCCGUUGGCAAGGGGUUCCAUCCCUGGAAGAAGAGCCCACACUCCCCUGCAGCAGGUAGCACUGGCGCACCCGGUGGCGGCGCAUCGAGCCUUAGCGGUAGCAGCAGCGUCGGACAGCACUCCCCAUGCGCAAUCUCAGCAGCAAGCUCGUCUAGCUCCACUGGCAGUGGAAGUGGAGGAGGAGGUGGCGGAGGCCAAACAUCACGCAGCCUCCCGUCCAGUGCUAACAGCGGCACCAUGGUGAACAUCACUGCUAGCAUAUAUCCUUACAGUCGUCCGCUCGCCUCGUCUUGCGCGGCCGUGGGCACCUCGGCCUCCGCAUACGGCAGUGAUUUGUACUUUCCCAACACAUCCACAUCGACAGGCAGCAUGGUGGCGGACAAUCAUCACAUGCAUCAGGGGCUUUUGGGCAAAGUUGAAGGAGCCGCCUUUGGUUCAGUCUACUCGCGCCACCCGUAUGAUUGGCCGUUCAAUGCAGUGACCGCAUCUGCGCACAAGGCCGCUGAGGCAGCUAGUGUCAACUCGGGCUGGUGGGAUAUGCACAGCGCUGCCGCCGCCGGUAGCUGGCUGGACAUGGGAAGCGCUGCGGCCGCUGGAAUGCACUCGACAAUGGCCAACUAUGCAAGCGCUGCGGCUGCGGGUACAGAUUACAGUUCUGCAUUGUCGCACUCUCUUUCGAAUACGGCACAUUUAUUGGGAUCCGGACAGCACUUACUGCAGGAUACAUAUAAAAGUAUGCUGCCAGGCCAGGGCGUAGGUGGCUUUUCGCUACCACACAGCUCACCUUCAGCGGCAGCCACUGCGGCUUCGCCACAAGCUUCAACCCCAUCAACACCUUCGCCGCGUUCUCAGCGACGAUAUGCGGGCCGUGCAACUUGCGAUUGCCCAAACUGUCAAGAGGCGGAGCGCUUAGGACCAGCUGGCGUGCACCUACGUAAGAAGAACAUCCACUCCUGCCAUAUACCUGGUUGCGGAAAAGUUUACGGCAAAACGUCUCAUCUGAAGGCACAUUUGCGGUGGCACACCGGCGAGCGUCCCUUUGUGUGCAACUGGCUGUUCUGCGGCAAGCGUUUCACACGCUCCGACGAGCUGCAGCGGCAUUUGAGGACGCAUACUGGCGAGAAGCGCUUUGCUUGCCCAGUGUGCAACAAGCGUUUUAUGCGCAGCGACCAUCUGGCAAAGCACGUAAAGACGCAUAACGGCACAGUGCCCAAUGGCAUUAAAAAGGGCUCCUCGGAGUCGUGCAGCGACUCUGAGGAGGCAGCCAAUCAGUCGGGUGAGUCGAACGGGUUGGGCGGCGCGUCCAGUGGCCAACAGACGGGCGCAGGUGGUGGCGGCGGGGGUGGCUCCGCCAGCUCCAGCUCCGGCUCCGGCAGCGCUGGCUCCGGUGCAGGCAACAGAGCUGGCAGCCAUCCCGGCACCCCAACCUCGCUGCAUGCGCAUAGCGCCUCCAGCACGUCCAGCAGUCUGCUGGGCGGCGGUCUGCACCUGGCCACGCCGCACCAGAUGGUCGCCGCGGGCGGCUCGCCGGUGAUGCUGCAUCAACAUCAGCAGCAACAGCACCAGCAGCACUCGCAUCAAUCAGCACAUCAGCAACAGCAGCAGCAACAACAAUUCUCGCAGCAGCAAUCACAUCCACAUGCGCACCUACAUCAUCAUCAUCAUCUGGUAGGUGCAUCAGCACCUAGUCCUGGUCUGGAUCAUCGACUGGAUCAUAGCGCGUUAGUCGACAUUAAGCCACCGAUGGUUUGAGGGUCGCUGGGACCCUUUUUGUUUACCAAUUGAGCAGAAAUGGGUUCCCAGACGCAGUUUAAAAUGAAGCUGCCAUGCGGGCAGCAUUGGGCAGAAUCAUAGUUAAUAAGAGUGGUUGCACACAAACGAUACAUUAAUAACAUAUAACAAAUUGUUCCGUGAAAUUCGGAUU
Messenger RNA from Drosophila montana, 2977 nucleotides. It is a transcript of the gene Sp1, whose product is annotated as Sp1. The record is from RefSeq and is a predicted model, not a curated record. The coding region runs from base 844 to 2805 and encodes 653 amino acids. NCBI's taxonomy places the organism in Eukaryota, Metazoa, Arthropoda, Insecta, Diptera, Drosophilidae. Gene Ontology annotation, biological process: regulation of transcription by RNA polymerase II. Gene Ontology annotation, molecular function: RNA polymerase II cis-regulatory region sequence-specific DNA binding; DNA-binding transcription factor activity, RNA polymerase II-specific. The transcript is spliced from 3 exons.